AUGGAGCGAAACAUAGAUAUCUACGCUAGCAAACUCGGCGACGAGAAGCUGGACGUCAAAGUCCGAGCCAAUGUCGCUACCGAAUUACGAGACAGCAUUGAGCCCUUAUGCUCGGGCGCAAGCUACCCUAUAUUCCUAGCGAAGCUAUGGCCGGUAUUCAAAAAUAUUCUGAAGGGAGACCCGGUCUUCUUCAGCAUGUCUUACGACCAGAAACUACGAAACUGCAUCCUCGAGACACUACACCGAUUACCGAUGGGGUCCCCCGACGUGGAGCCGUACGCCGUCGAUAUGGUCGAUCUGUUGAUGGAACUUGCGCGGAUCGAGAACGAAGAUAAUGCGGUGCUAUGCAUGAAGACCAUCAUGGAUUUGGAGAGGAACCAAGCCAAGGUCACCGCACACCGAGUGCAGGCUUUCUUGGAGCUUAUCCAGGAAAUGUUUCAGACUAUGGAGCAAGUGGUUCGGGAUACCUUCGACACUCCCAACCAGGCCACGCCCUCCGGAAUGCCCUCGACGCCCAACGCAACAGCACAGAACUUCCAGUCUCCCCGACCGAGCUCACCUGCCACCUCGGUAUCAGAUUUAGGACCUGAUCAGCAGUCGAGUAAUGUCCUCCUCAAGGGUAUGCAGUCGUUCAAGGUCCUCGCAGAGUGCCCGAUUAUCGUCGUAUCAAUCUUCCAGACACACCGCGCAUCGGUGCCGGCCAACGUCAAGCUGUUUGUCCCGCUCAUCAAAACGAUUUUGUUGCUUCAGGCGAAGCCCCAAGAAAAGGCACACGCAGAAGCAGCAGCUCAAGGCACAAUCUUUACGGGUGUGUGUAAGGAAAUCAAGAAUCGCGCUGCAUUUGGAGAGUUCAUCACAGCUCAGGUGAAAACGAUGAGCUUCUUAGCGUAUCUAUUGCGUCUCUAUGCCCAUCAGCUACAGGACUUUCUUCCUACGCUUCCUUCUGUCGUCGUGCGUCUCCUUCAAGAUUGUCCACGAGAGAAGUCAGGUGCAAGGAAGGAGUUGCUAGUAGCCAUUCGUCACAUCAUCAAUUUCAACUAUCGCAAGAUCUUCCUUGAGAAGAUUGAUGAGCUUUUAGAUGAGCGGACUCUCAUCGGAGAUGGCCUCACUGUCUAUGAGACUAUGCGACCAUUAGCUUACAGCAUGUUGGCUGAUUUAAUACACCAUGUUCGUGACCAUCUGAGUCGCGACCAGAUACGGCGAACGGUCGAAGUCUACACAAAAAACCUCCACGACGAUUUCCCUGGCACCAGCUUCCAGACAAUGAGCGCAAAACUUCUCUUGAACAUGGCAGAGAAUAUCUCCAAACUAGAAGACAAGCGUGAGGCGAGAUAUUUCUUAAUAAUGAUUUUAGAUGCUAUUGGUGACAAGUUCGCAUCAAUGAACCACCAAUUCAAGAACGCUGUCAAGGUUUCCAAGGCGUACAAAGUCUUCCGACAGGACACCGAGCCGUGCGCCGAGAACUACCUUGCCGAGAAGGAUCAGCCACCGGACUGGGAUGAAAUUGAUAUCUUCUCGGCUUCUCCUAUCAAGACAUCUAGUCCGCGUGAUCGCGGAGGUGACCCAGUUUCGGACAACAUCUUCCUCUUCCGAAACUUGAUCAAUGGGUUAAAGAACAUCUUCCGACAAUUGAAGAAUUGCAACCCAGAUGAUAUUCAAAUCGACCCAAACAGCGUUCCCAUCAACUGGUCGGAAGUUUCGUACGGUUACAAUGCAGAGGAAGUUAGUGUGAUCAAGAAGCUCUUCCACGAGGGAGCUCGUGUGUUCCGAUACUAUGGGGUGGACCAGUCUCCCCCUGAGAUGAACUACGCAUCUCCAUUUGACUUCCUUGCAAGCCAGUACACUGCCCCAAUGUCGCGCGAAGAAAAGGAGCUUCUGGAAAGUUUCGGUACUGUUUUCCACUGCAUUGAUACUGCAACGUUCCACGAAGUCUUCCAUUCCGAAAUCCCAUACCUACAUGAGCUCAUGUUUGAACAUGGGGCUCUCCUUCACCUGCCCCAGUUCUUCUUGGCUAGCGAGGCCACUUCUCCCGCGUUUUCUGGUAUGGUCUUGCAGUACCUUAUGGAACGAAUUGACGAGGUCGGGACUUCAGACAUGACGAAGGCAAAGAUACUUCUGAGGAUGUUUAAACUUUCGUUUAUGGCUGUGACCCUAUUCUCUGUGCAAAACGAGCAGGUCCUCCAUCCGCAUGUGACGAAAAUUGUAACCAAGUGCAUUGAGCUUUCAGUCACAGCCGAGGAGCCAAUGAACUAUUUCCUUCUUUUGAGGUCUCUCUUCAGAAGCAUUGGUGGGGGCCGAUUUGAGCUCCUGUACAAAGAGAUCCUCCCCCUUCUAGAGAUGCUUCUCGAAACAUUCAAUAACUUAUUGCUUGCAGCCCGCAAGCCGCAAGAACGGGAUCUCUACGUGGAACUGACUCUCACUGUUCCUGCCCGGCUGAGCCAUCUUCUCCCUCACCUCAGCUAUCUAAUGCGCCCAAUCGUGGUCGCCUUGCGUGCCGAUUCUGAUCUUGUCGGCCAAGGUUUGCGCACUCUUGAACUCUGCGUGGACAACCUCACAGCGGACUAUCUCGAUCCAAUCAUGGGUCCAAUAAUGGAUGAGCUGAUGACUGCUCUUUGGGAUCACUUGCGCCCAUCUCCUUACAACCACUUCCACGCACACACUACCAUGCGGAUCCUGGGAAAACUUGGCGGACGGAAUCGGAAGUUCCUCAACCACCCGCCAGAAUUGUCGUUCCAGCAGUUUUCUGAUGAUAACCCAAGCUUCGAUAUCAGGUUGAUCGGCCCGAACGAGAAGCGGCCUUUCCCUGUAGAUAUUGGAAUAGAUCUUGCUGCCGGUAAACUCAUGGAGGUCCCCAAAACGGACUCCGAGAAAGCUUCGGACAUCUACUACAAGCAGCAAGCCUACCGCAUGCUAAGCUCCCACCUCAAGCUGCAAAUUGGUUACGACAACAUCCCCGAGGACAUGGCAAUCUUGAUCAGACUCCAUGCCAAUGAUCUAUUUGAGAAUAAGCCGGGUGCUAUGGCAGAUAUCCUUGACAAGUCUGAAAGGUCGGCCUCUAUUCCGAAGAAGAUUGCGCAGGAAGCAACAGUGAAGAAGCUGAUCAAGGCUUGUAUAUUUGCCACGACUAUCCCUGAGCUCGAACAAACCGCCACGGCCUUUGUGGCGGAUGUUUGCAAGCACUUUACUCUUGUAGAGGUCGGUCGUGCCCUGGCCCAAGUCAGACACGGCCGCAAAGCUUUUGACGUUGCAAACGGGGAAGGACCUGUGUAUCUCGAUUCCAGGAUUCUCGCCGAGGCUUUAGUCGAGUGUUUGUCAUCCGAUGAGGUACACGUCCGAGAAGCAGCCGAGCAAGCAAUGGUUGUCGUGAAGGAUGCCGCGGGCGUCAUCUUCGGAUCACCCGACAAAGCAGCCAAACUUCCGUUCUUCGUGCAUCUGGGCCGCGUCUUCUGCCACAGCUGCUAUAGCGAAGAGUGGUUCACCAAAGCCGGUGGCAGCCUGGGAAUCAGCCUGCUCGCAACCAAGCUGGACUUGGGAGAUACCUGGCUCUAUGAGCGACAUGUUGAGUUUUGUCGGGCUUUGAUGUAUGUUAUCAAGGACACGCCCGCGGAUCUCCCUGCUGCUACGCGGCUUCAGUCACAAGAGACAAUGACCUUAAUGCUGCGACGAUGUGGCAAGCUCAUCCCGAAAGAGGAUUUGAAGAACGAGAAGAGCCGCUUAUUUGCGCUGUGUGGCUUCUUCGUCUUUGAGCUCGCCCACAUGAACAAACAUGUCCGGGAGACUGCUCGUCGUUGCUUUACCACAUUGAAGGAUGUUCUCGGCUGUGAGGUGCACGAGCUUAUUUUCCCAGUCAGAGAUCGUCUCUUGCAGUCGAUCUUCAACAAGCCUCUGCGUGCUUUACCUUUCCCAACACAGAUCGGUUUCAUCGAUGCUAUCACGUACUGCCUCGGCCUCCACAACGAUAUCGUCACCUUCAAUGAACCGCUGAACCGUUUGAUGCUGGAAUCUCUCGCGCUCGCUGACGCUGAUGAUGAAUCCCUAGCCUCCAAGCCAAACGAGUUCAAGACUGCAGAUAUGAUUGUGAACCUCCGUGUUGCUUGUCUUCGUCUCUUGUCUAUGGCAAUGAGCUUCUCCGAGUUCGCCAACACGCCACAAAACACGAGCAGGGCUCGCAUAAUUUCCGUCUUCUUCAAGUCGCUCUACUCAAAGUCACAGGAGGUGAUCGAAGCCGCGAAUGCUGGUCUUCGUGAUGUUCUCACCCAAACCAACAAGCUUCCUAAGGACCUGUUGCAGAAUGGACUGCGCCCUAUCCUCAUGAACCUCCAGGAUCCCAAGCGCCUCAGUGUUGCUGGUUUGGAUGGUCUUGCUCGUCUUUUGACACUGCUGACCAACUAUUUCAAAGUCGAAAUCGGCGCUCGUCUGCUUGAUCAUAUGAAAGUCAUCGCGGAUGAUGCCGUACUGCAGAAGGUGUCUUUCAGUCUUGUUGAGCAAAACCCGGCCAUGAAAAUAGUCGCUGCGAUCUUCAAUAUUUUCCAUCUCCUUCCACCGGCCGCCACUUCUUUCAUGGAGCACCUUGUCAACAAGGUCUUGGAUCUCGAACUGAAGCUUCGAAGAACCUCCCACAGUCCAUUCCGCAAGCCGCUUGUGAAGUAUCUCAAUCGCUACCCUAAAGAGAGUCUUGCAUUCUUCUUUGCGCGCUUCAACGAUGAGCGAUUUGGACGAUUCUUCGGACAGAUCCUGGCUGACCCCGAGAGUGAAGGACUACGGAACGCCAUCGUCGCUGACACGGAUGGCUUCUCCGCCGCUGCCUUUGGUCAGGACGCUACCGACGGCAUGAACACUGCUGCUAUCAACGGAGUCUAUGUCGCACACUCCCUCUGUGCCUACAGUUCAACCAAGCGCUGGUUGGUCUCGCACGCAGAGAUGAGAACCAAGCUCCUGACUUCCGGCAGAGACCUGGAGAGGAAGCUCCGUGGCGACAGUCUGCCGGCUGAUGAACGACUCCGAGUGGAGCAAGCCGAAGACCAACUGAUGGAUAUCUUCACCAUGUACUUGGCGGAGGCCACCCAUGAUCUGGACUUCUUGUUCGAAGUGAUCGACGGACUCUCUGCCGAUGAGUUGAAACGCACGCUUGCGCUUCCAAAGUUCAUCUACAAGAGCAUCAUCUCCAAUGAAUCCAUUGAUUACCGGCGGUCUGUUAUCAUGCGCUGUCUCGACCUCUAUGGCCAGAAGAGCUGCCCGCAGAAGACCAAGACGUAUGCCUUCCGCCACCUGGUCAACCCAAUCUUUGCCAUGGACGUCCAGGUCACUUGGAAUAGCCCUCCAAACACACCCAAGUUGAUGGAUAAGAGCAUGACCGAGUCUAUCCAGAGUCGUUUGUGGAAGCCUCAGCUGGCUGAUCUGAGCGAGGAGUCCAAUCAAGCUGGCGUCGACCACUCACGCAUGGAGUUGCUACAGCUGUCUGCUUUGUUGAUCAAGUAUCAUUCACAAACGGUGCAGGAUUCCCGCAAAGACAUCAUCAAGUUUGCCUGGAACUACAUCCGACUCGAAGAUAUUAUCAACAAGUAUGGUGCCUACGUUUUGAUCAGUUACUUCAUUGCGCACUACGAGACCCCAUUCAAGAUUGUGAUCCAGGUCUAUGUCGCACUGCUGAGGGCCCACCAGAAUGAAGGGAGAGCCCUUGUCACGCAGGCUCUCGAUGUCCUGGCUCCUGUCCUCCCCACACGGACAGCCAACAGCUCUGGAGCAGAGGCACGGUACCCCUUGUGGGCCAAAUGGCCCCGUCGUAUCCUAGCUGAGGAAACUGCCAACCUUCAGCAGGUCAUGAGUAUCUUCCAGUUCUUGGUUCGACAGCCUGAUCUCUUCUACGAAUCAAGGGAGCACUUUGUGCCUCUCAUUGUUCCAUCCUUGGUCAAGAUUACCGGCCCACCAAACACCUCCAAUGACAGCAAGAAGCUCGCAUUGAACUUGAUUAGCUUGAUUUGGCACUGGGAAGAAAAGCGGGCUCACAAUGCCGAGGCCAGCCACUUGGCCAACGGGACAUCCGAGUCUCCAGUUGCCAGGAAACGCAAGCUGGACGAAGCUCAAGAGCCAUCGCCGUCCCCCGCUCUUGGUCCCCCCAGUAGCCGCGAACGAUCGGACUACACUGUGCCUACCGAUUUGCGUGCGUCAUUGAUCAAGUACCUCAUUACGUUCAUCACCACAAUCCCCGAACGCUUCCUGGUCCCAGCUGCGCAGAUUCGUCAAAUUCCCACAACAAAGCAGCAAAACCCUGUGGCCACUGGCGAAAUGAUCAACAAAGCUAUUAACCUGCUUCGCAGCCUCCUCUCUCCCGAGUACUGGGGCGAUCUAGACAUUGAUCUCUACCAAAAGGUGACUGAGCCAAUCCUAGUCGGUGACAAGGGUGAUAAAGUCGAGGAUAAAAUCACCUACAUAGUCAACACACUGCAGGUCGUCAGGGUGCUUAUCGCGGCCAAACCCAAUGAGUGGAUUGCCGCUCGCCUUCCUACCAUCCAGAAGCUUCUUGAGAAGCCCUUGAAGUCAGACAACCCGGAGAUUCAGGAUUGUCUACAUGGACUGGAAGACGACAUGGAUGUUUUGCACAAGCUGCCGCCUCCUGUUCGCCGCGUUCUCGAGGCCAUUCCAGAUGAACAGCCUGAUGAUGAGGAUGCUAUGGACACGGAAGGUACGCCUUCGGAGUUCGGCUCAUAUCUGUCUGCCAUCGCUACCGAGACACUUUCUGCCAGCAACUACGUCUCAAGCUUGAACAUACUGUGGACGCUCUCCAAGAUCAAGCCCGCUGAGAUCGAUGCCCACAUCCCCGCGGUGAUGAAGGCCUUCUCUACAAAGCUCGCCAAGGAGCAUGUUGCUGCUUCAACACAGAAUGGCGCCCAGCUGACGAACGGUACUAAGCCUGCCGAAGGUGCUCCAACUACUGAUCAGCAAGAGUUUGAGAUUGGAGUUGAUCUCAUCCUCAAGACUAUUGAGCUCAUCUCCGUUAGAAUGUCUCAUCUUGGAGACCAGCGUCGUCCAUUCUUGAGCGUUCUCGCACAGAUUGUUGAGCGCUCACAAAAUAUCGAGCUGUGCAGCAAGAUUUUGGGCAUGGCGGAAUCGUGGAUCUUCCAUUCCACCGAGUCAUGGCCCACCCUGAAGGAGAAGACGGCUGUUCUGCAUAAGAUGCUGCUUUUCGAAUCUCGACCUAAUCAGACAAUGUUGAAGAAGUUCCUUGAUCUUGUUAUUCGGAUUUACGAAGAUUCAAAGAUCACUCGGACUGAGUUGACAGUCCGUCUGGAGCAUGCUUUCCUGAUUGGCACAAGAGCCCAAGACGUCGAAAUGCGGAACCGCUUCAUGCAAAUCUUCGAUAAGAGUUUGACUCGCCUUGCCAGCUCGCGUCUCAGCUAUGUCCUCACAUGCCAGAACUGGGAUACUCUUGCUGACUCCUUCUGGCUGGCCCAAGCAUCGCACUUGGUGCUUGGAUGUGUGGAUAUGACCACCACAGCCCGCUUGCACCCAGAAGACUUCACCCUGUUCCCCGUGUCGUUCCUCUUCGGCAGCGGCGAAAAGGAUCCGAGGAAGGCCGACAUUAUGGUUGACAACCAGCUGGAGACUUUCGUCGCAGAGCGGAGGCGAUUCAUGUCGGAUAUCGGUGAUGUCAGAGUUCGGGAUCUGAUCGAGCCUUUAUGUCAACUUCAACACACCGAUUCGAAUGUUGCCUACCAGCUGUGGACUACCAUCUUCCCUCUCUUCUGGUCCACACUAUCCAAUAAAGACUGUCUUGAUCUCGAGAAGGACAUGGUCACAUUGCUCACUCGUGAGUACCACCACAGACAACUGGACAAGCGGCCCAACGUCGUGCAAGCUCUCCUGGAGGGUACUGUGCGUGCUAGUCCCCGGUUCAAGAUUCCUCCACAUGUUAUCAAGUAUCUCAGCCGCACCUACGACGCAUGGUACACUGCUGCGACCUACCUUGAACAAUCCGCCAUUAAUCCGAUCAUUGACACGCCCACUGUACGCGAAAGCAAUCUCGAUGCUCUCGUUGAGGUUUACGCAGGCCUCCAAGAAGAUGACUUCUUCUACGGAACCUGGCGCCGCCGUUGCAAGUUUGUGGAAACUAACGCCGCGCUUUCGUAUGAGCAACAAGGAAUGUGGGACAAGUCUCAGCAACUCUAUGAGAACGCCCAAAUCAAGGCCCGUUCCGGUGCCAUGCCAUUCUCGCAGGGCGAAUACUUUGUAUGGGAGGAUCAUUGGCUGAUCUGCGCCCAGAAACUCCAGCAAUGGGAGAUUCUAAGCGACUUCGCCAAGCAUGAGAACCUCAACGAUCUCUUGCUGGAGGCUGCUUGGAGAAACAUCGAGAACUGGCAGAGCGAAGGUAACCGCGAGCAGCUUGAGUCGUUGAUCAAGUCUGUAUCCGAUGCUCCGACUCCCAGACGCACCUUCUUCCAGGCCUUCAUGGCCCUUCUCCAAUACCACACGAAGAAGGACAAUAUUCAAGACUUCAACAGUGUUUGCGAUGAGUCUAUCCAGCUCUCUAUUCGCAAGUGGCUUCAGUUGCCGAAGCGCAUCACCAAUGCUCAUAUUCCCAUCCUGCAGCAUUUCCAACUCCUGGUUGAGCUGCACGAUGCAAGCCACAUCUGUAGUAGCUUAGCUCAGACAAACGAACGAAACUUGGAUACCAAAUCUGCCGAGCUCAAGCUGCUUCUCGGAACCUGGAGAGAUCGUCUGCCUAAUCUCUGGGAUGACAUCAACACGUGGCAAGACCUCGUCACCUGGCGUCAACACAUCUUCCAGCUCAUCAACGGCACCUACCUCAGUCUUUUACCCCCACAGACGAAUAAUGUGGCCAGCAACUCUUACGCCUAUCGCGGAUACCAUGAAACGGCCUGGAUCAUCAACCGAUUCGCCCACGUAGCUCGAAAGCACCAGAUGCCAGAGGUCUGCAUUAACCAACUGAGCCGUAUCUAUACCCUUCCCAACAUCGAAAUCCAAGAAGCCUUCCUCAAGCUUCGGGAGCAAGCGAAGUGCCACUACCAGAAUCCGAAGGAGCUGAACAGCGGGUUGGAUGUGAUCAACAACACUAACCUCAACUACUUCGGGCCGCAACAGAAGGCCGAAUUUUACACACUCAAGGGCAUGUUCCUCGCUAAGCUUGAUCAUGUCAAUGAGGCCAAUGAGGCGUUUGGAGUUGCUCUUUACUACGAUCUCCGCCUUGCUAAGGCCUGGUCUGAAUGGGGACAAUACAGUGAUCAGCGCUUCAAGGCUGAUCCCACUGACUACGAGCUGGCCAGCAAUGCCGUUAGUUGCUACCUAGAGGCUGCUGGUCUCUACAAGAGUGCGAAAUCCCGCAAACUGCUCAGCAGAAUUCUUUGGCUUCUCAGCCUGGACAACGACGAAGGAAAGAUUGCAAGUGCGUUCGAGAACUUCAAGGGAGACACGCCGGUGUGGUACUGGAUUACUUUCAUUCCUCAGCUCCUCACCAGCUUGUCCCACCGAGAGGCGCGCCUUUGCAAGGCUGUCCUAGUCAAAAUCGCAAAGCUGUACCCGCAGGCUCUCUUCUUCUUGCUUCGCACGAACAGAGAGGACAUGUUGAGCAUCAAGAAGCAGCAUGACCAGAAGCAGGAGAAGUUGAAUCGGGCCAGACAGCAGCAGCAAGGAUCCUCGCCAAGUACGAAGCCUAAUCCUGCUGGUGCCGAUAGCUCCCCUGCCCAGAAAGCCCAAGCUGCAACUGCAUCCCCAUCAGUUCCGCCUGCGAACUCACCUGCUACACAAAAUCCGGCUCUCGCCCAAACCCAGUCUCCUGCACAAGCACAAAACGCCGUGCAGGCAUCCCCACAGGCUGGUCAAACUCCGGGCCAAGCGCAGCAAAUUCAUCUGCAAGUGCCAGGUCAGACUGGAACACCACAACUGAACCAGGCUGCACCAGUGGAGGGCGAGAAGGAACCUCUGAAGAAACCAUGGGAGUACUCGGACGAAAUCAUGUCUGGACUCAAGACGGCCUUCCCAUUGCUUGCUCUGUCUAUGGAGACAAUGGUUGACCAGAUCCACAAGAACUUCAAGUGUCCCCCUGACGAGGAUGCUUACCGACUCAUCGUUGCUCUCUUGAACGAUGGCCUGGCCUACGUGGGUCGCAUGCCCGGAUCUUAUGCCCAAGACUUCAAGCUGCCUGCGGCAACAGAAGCCAACAUCACCAGAUUUGCGGAGACAAUUCUCCCAGCUCACAUUCGCAAGUCGUUUGAGGCUGACUUUGUGACCAAGAAGCCAACCAUGAACGAGUACAUCCAGAAGCUGCGGCGCUGGCGUGACAAGUUCGAGGAAAAGCUUGAUCGCAGAUCACAGCACACAUUCCUCGAGAACUCUUCGCCUCAUCUGAGUGAGUUCCGCUUCCUCAAGUUUGAUGAGGUCGAGGUUCCCGGCCAGUACCUACUCCACAAGGAUAAGAACCAAGACUUUGUCCGCAUCGACCGCUUCCUUCCCGAUGUGGAUCUCAUCCGUGGCAUUGGUGUCUGUCACCGCCGCUUGAAGAUCCGAGGACAUGAUGGCAGUGUACAAGCAUUUGCAGUUCAGCAUCCCGCUGCCCGUCACUGUAGGCGCGAAGAACGCAUUCUUCAGCUGUUCCGGAUUUUCAACGGUUUGCUGGCGAAACGCAAGGAGAGUCGCCGCCGCAACUUAUACUUCCACCUGCCGUUGAUGGUUCCUCUAGCUCCACACAUUCGUUUAGUGCGCGAUGAUUCCUCCUACAUCUCCAUGCAGGGAAUUUAUGAGGAUUACUGCCGUCGCAAGGGCAUCAACAAGGAUGACCCUGUGCUCUUCACAAUGGACAAGAUGCGGUCGUUGGCAGAAACCAAGCAGAAUCGCACGCCCGAUCAGCAACAAGUCCUUCGCACGGAAAUCCUGACUGCCAUUCAAGACAAAUGGGUCCCUAGUACCGUGGUGUUGGAAUACUGCCAGCAGACAUACCCGAAUUUCUCGGACUUCUGGCUCUUCCGUCGUCAAUUUGCCUACCAGUACGCAGCAAUCGCUUUCAUGACCUACGUCAUGCACAUCGGCAACCGAUACCCGAACAAAAUUAUGAUCUCUCGUUCAACAGGUGAUAUCUGGGGUGCCGAAUUGAUCCCCACCAUCAACCCAGCCAAGGCGUUCUUCUACAACCCCGAGCAAGUCCCCUUCCGGUUCACACCAAACAUCCAGACUCUUCUGGGUCCCAUUGCGACGGAGGGUGUGUUCGCCUGUGCCAUGAUGGCAAUCGCCCGCUGCUUGACGGAGCCACGACACGAGUUGGAGCAACAACUUAGCGUCUUCGUUCGCGACGAGAUGAUGUUCUGGGCUACGGCUCAUCACCGCGGUGUCCUGCCCCCUGGACAACUCCGCGACCUGGUCUACAACAACAGUGAAAUCAUCGUCAACCGUGCUGUCAGUCUUGCCAGCCCACCCGAGGGUAACUUGCCUGCCAAUCAGACUACCAUUGACUUGAUCUCCAAGGCUGUCAACCCUCAGCAUCUGGCCUCGUGCGAUGCGUUGUGGAUGCCGUAUCUGUGA
Messenger RNA from Penicillium concentricum, 11529 nucleotides. Its product is annotated as histone acetyltransferase TRA1. Gene Ontology annotation, molecular function: protein binding; transcription coregulator activity. Lineage: Eukaryota; Fungi; Ascomycota; Eurotiomycetes; Eurotiales; Aspergillaceae. The transcript is spliced from 4 exons. Gene Ontology annotation, biological process: DNA repair; regulation of DNA-templated transcription. Gene Ontology annotation, cellular component: NuA4 histone acetyltransferase complex; SAGA complex; nucleus. Bases 1 to 11529 code for a protein of 3842 amino acids. The record is from RefSeq and is a predicted model, not a curated record.